This is a messenger RNA of Hydra vulgaris (swiftwater hydra), 1661 nucleotides long. Its product is annotated as double-stranded RNA-binding protein Staufen homolog 2. Gene Ontology annotation, molecular function: mRNA binding; double-stranded RNA binding. NCBI's taxonomy places the organism in Eukaryota, Metazoa, Cnidaria, Hydrozoa, Anthoathecata, Hydridae. Gene Ontology annotation, cellular component: neuronal cell body; cytoplasmic stress granule; plasma membrane. The record is from RefSeq and is a predicted model, not a curated record. Gene Ontology annotation, biological process: intracellular mRNA localization; protein localization to synapse; germ cell development.
AUAAAUAUUAAGUAUUUGCGCGUGCGGAAGAAAGUUCCUACUGUCCUUAGUUUUGAGGUUAUAAAUAGUAAAGGUGCAAAUGAUGUAUCUUCCAAAAGAGUGAGAUAAUGCAAAGAUAAGACCAAUAUUCUAAAAAGAAUCUCUUAAAAUGGCAAGUAAUUCACCAACCAGUAUCUUAUAUGAACUUGCAAAAACUAAUAGAUUGUUGCCAGUUUACAAAGUUGUUGCAGACUCUGGACCUCCACAUCAAAAAACAUUUCAAGUUCAUUUGUAUGUUGGCUGUCAUGGUCCAUUCGAAGGUAUUGGUAAUAGUUUAAAAAGUGCUAAAAACGCUGCUGCAUCUAAAGCUAUUGUAGAAGGUCCACCUAAUCUUUAUUUAAAUCCUACAGUAGAAUUGAAUAUUCUUUCCAUGAAAAAUAAAGAGCAAGUUGUAUAUAAGGAACUUGAAAGUCCAUUUCCUCAGCAAAAGUUAGAAACUUUGUUUCCUCCACGUGAUUUUAUUCAUGGAGUUCACAGAGCCAGAGUUAAAAAUACUAAUAGAUUGUGCAAGAUGUCUGUAACUGUUUGUGGAAGAACAUACAUUGGAGAAGGUAAAUCAAAAUCUGAAGCACGGGGAAAUACUGCUUGUCUCGCUCUAUUAGAUUUAAAACCAAUUUUACUAGAGCGUGCCAAACAUAUAGAGCAAGAAAAAGUUCAGAACAAGACAGUUAAUCUUGAAAAAAAUAUUGCUACUUCAAAUAUAUAUAUUUCACUUUUGUAUGAAAAAGCUGUGUUGCAUAAUUUUCAAAUACAUUUUACUACUAUUCAUGAAUCAGGUCCUGCUCAUCUUAGAUUUUUUCAUGUCAAGUGUGAGGUUAAUGAUAAAGAGACUGUAGGUGAAGCCAUGGGCAAAAAGAAUGCAAAGAAUAUUGCUGCUGAAAAAAUGUUGAAAAUUUUAGAGGAGAUGAACUUACCCAUCCCCCCUAAAAAAGAAAAGCCUAAAAAAAAGAAAAAGGAAAAAAAAAUUUCAACAAAAACUAACCCGGUUACAUAUUUAACACAACUGAUCCAGUUAAGAAAAGAACCUCCUGUAACAUAUACAAUGAAAGCUAUUCCUGGAGAUCAAUCUGGUGCCUUGCUUUUUCAAAUUGAAGCUGCGAUUACAAAUUUUAAAUCUGUUGGGUGUGGUCAUUCUAAGAGAGAGGCAAAGGCAAAUGCUGCUAUGAAUCUUCUAAAAAGUCUGGGAAUCGACUUGGAUGAAUUGGAGGCACAAAAAACUAGAAGUUUGCAUGAAGAUGAAUUAGUAAAAGAUAUGAAUGAGAAAUUCUCAACGUCGAGUAAAGCUGUUGGAAGUUCGAUUAGUCGUUCUAUUGAUACAUCUGCAAGAUUAGAAAAGAAUUUUGAUUCAGCAAAACAAAAAUUAGAAUACAUUGCUCAACUUGAAGGUUUCCAGUUGAUGUUUAAUGACUUUGUUAAGAACAAAAAAGAUAAUCGUGGGGAAUUUUCAUCAAACCUUUCUAUUUUUACCACACCGCCAGAGGUUUAUCAAGGAUCAGGAGAUUCUGUAGAGGCAUCAAGAGAAAAUGCUUCGAGCAAAGCACUGAAGGCUAUGUUUAAAAAUGCGGAAAAAACAUUGGAAACUAAGACAUAGUAAUCUUGUUGAAUAAAUUUAUAAUUAUUUA